CAUAAAUUAUAUAUAUUAGAUUUUAUAUUUCGCGCACUAUUGUAGGCUCAACGCAUGCUCCGUAUCGUUUCGUUUCAUCGAUAUGGCAGAUUUCCUAACCCUAAAAUACUUUAGCAUUUAAUUAUUAGUUUCAGAGUGACGAGCGGCGAUUUUUGUCUUUCAAAUAAUUAUUGCAAUACAACGAGAUGUCGAAGCAUAAGUGUACUUUCGCCAAAGUGCAAGAUGAGGACCCUAAACUUAGCACGCGCGAACGACUCUUAUGUAAGAGAGUGUUCAGCGAAAAAAGCAGACCUCCAGUGAAUGGCGAGAAAGUGGCAGUUCUCGGAAUCUUACGGCACACAUAUGUUUCACGAAACGGAGUAGAGAAUGCCGAAAUGUGUGCUAAUUGCAUUAUGACUUAUUGACUUAUCCGUAAAGAGAUUAAAGAUGAGAUAAAAUGAUGUUUUGCCGAUAAGCGGGAUGUAAGUUAAAACUUAUUACAGCGUACCACAUAAUUGAAACUUAUAUACAUAUGUGUAGCAACGAUUAAAAGGCAAGAAAAAACGAAAAAAAUGACCCUACUGCAACAAUUUGCGGAUUUGUUGAGCCUGAUAACAAUAGGCAUGUGCUUCGUAUUGAAAAUUCCACAGAUAUUGAAAUUGAUCUCUGUAAAAUCAGCUGAUGAGAUGUCGACGCUAGGAUUAUUUUUAGAAUUGACAAGUUACACUGUGAUGACUAGUUACAAUUAUACGAAUGGAUACUCGUUGCUGUCCUACUUGGAGUAUCCGAUAAUAUUAGCGCAGGAGUACAUACUGAUAUUCUUUGUGCUAAAAUAUUUGAACAGGAUCAAUAUGUGGUCCUUCUUAGGUGCCAUAGUAUACUUUACGCUGAGCAGUUGCUUAUUGUUGGGAAUUGUUCCCAAAAUUGUACUUACACUCUUAGCGCCAAUGUGUACACCGAUCUCAGCUUCCAGUAAAGUCGUUCAGUUGCUGGCUAUACUUCGAGCUAAAAACGCAGAGUCGGUAUCGCCUCUCACCUGGUUUAUAUCCGCCUUCACUAAUCUGACGAGAGUAUUCACCAUAUGGAUGGACUCUGCCGAUAUAUUGCUGCUGGGGAACUUUAUCAUCUCGGUCCUGCUGAGUUCCAGCAUCAUGUUCUCCGCUCUUUAUUACAGAAGCCACCCGUUAAAGCAGGAUUAAAUAAAAGAAAAAAAACAGGGAAAUUAUACAUCUAGUCGCAAGCGUAUGCUAUGAAAUAGAUAACUGUGCCAUAUUUGUGUGACAUAUUUUUGUUGAGAGCGUAAUCAUGAAAGGUAUACUAUAUUUUAUUUCUGCUAAUAAAAUAUUUUAAUUUAAAUAAUCUGCUAAUAAAA
Messenger RNA from Temnothorax curvispinosus, 1351 nucleotides. RefSeq names its product PQ-loop repeat-containing protein 3. The record is from RefSeq and is a predicted model, not a curated record. The transcript is spliced from 5 exons. The coding region runs from base 552 to 1178 and encodes 208 amino acids. NCBI's taxonomy places the organism in Eukaryota, Metazoa, Arthropoda, Insecta, Hymenoptera, Formicidae.